Messenger RNA from Trematomus bernacchii (emerald rockcod), 2406 nucleotides. RefSeq names its product serine/threonine-protein kinase Nek7-like. The coding region runs from base 130 to 1335 and encodes 401 amino acids. Gene Ontology annotation, molecular function: ATP binding; protein serine/threonine kinase activity. Lineage: Eukaryota; Metazoa; Chordata; Actinopteri; Perciformes; Nototheniidae. Gene Ontology annotation, cellular component: autophagosome; cytoplasm. The transcript is spliced from 5 exons. The record is from RefSeq and is a predicted model, not a curated record. Gene Ontology annotation, biological process: peptidyl-serine phosphorylation; autophagy; protein autophosphorylation.
UCCUUGGAAGGCCAUGACUCAGAUCCAAGGAGGUGUGGACAAACAGGUACAAAGAGAAGCAACCCUGUUCCCUUUUGUUCAGACCUGCUCUCCCUCCACAGCAGGAAGGAUUCCCUCUUCAGUAGAAAGAUGGCAUACUCCACCAGAACAAUCGCAGAAGGCUGUUUUGGGAAGGUCUACAAGCAGAAGUACAACGAUACCUGGGCUGCUAUAAAGAAAGUCCCACAAGACCUCAUCAGCAAGUACGACCUGGAUAGAGAGACUGAAGUGUACAAGAAGGCAAGUCAUCCAAAUAUUGUGAAGCUACUGGGGAAAAUAGAUCUCAAAGACGGAAAAUGGAUUAUUCCUUUAGAGUUUAUCUUUGGAGAAGACUUGGAGACCACCAUCUUUAAAGAAGCACAAUCUAAAAUAAAGUUGACUCCGUCUAUCAAAGGAACUAUCAUCACCGGCAUGUGUGAAGGGCUGCAACACCUUCACAUCAAAAAUAUUGUCCAUCAAGACCUCAAGCCUGAAAACAUCAUGGUGGAGCAUGACACAAACAGAGCGGUCAUCAUCGACCUGGGAUUGGCUAAAUUCUUCCGGUUUGGUCAAAACUCUGCCAAAGACAUGGGGAAUGAGGCGUACUCUGCCCCUGAGGUUCUGCAGAGGGGCAGUCAGAGGGACCAGCGCUCAGACGUGUGGGCCAUGGGUAAAAUCAUCGCCGAGCUCUGUGCCCGGGACCGGCUGUACACGCCCAGCGUCUGUCCAGCUAAGAUCAAUGAUAUCCUGAAGGAUCAGCCUUACUGCCAUGUUGUGUGUAGGAUGGUGGAUCCCGACCCUAAUCUGAGAGCCUCCAUGGGUGGGGUCAUGAGUGAGAUAAAAAGGGUCGGAGGUCCAGGCAAUAACCCCGUUAAAAAAGAUUACCUUAAGCCAGCAACACCUCACAUCAGUGUCGGAAAACUGUCUCCAGCACCUGGUCACAGAGGUGCAUCUCCAAUGACCAUGGAGAAAUCGCCACUGAAAUUGGAGCGCUCACCGAAACCAGAGUUCAAAGCUCCGCCUCCUCGAGCAGCAAUGCCCCUUCCUCCUUCCCCUUAUAGGACGGAGGACAAGAACAAAAACCAGGGUCUGGUCCCGACAGGCAGAACUGAGCGCACCGAAGACCUCAUGAAAGGGAAGUUUUUCCAAGGUGCUGACCAGAACCUGCCCAGACACCUGCCCACAACAGGAAGGGUGGUGACGCAGAGCUAUGAGAUUAAAAACAGGGAGGUUCAAACAUGGAAGCAGGAGGUGGUGACUGAGGGUGGACAGAUGGUCAAGUUUGUUGAUGUCAAGUAUAAUAGCAAGAUAGAAUAAAGGGAUUUCUUAUUUGGCAGAUAAUGUACAGUAGCUCCUAUAAAAGGAUUGAAUGUGCUGGUUCAACGAUUAGUGCAGGGUCACCUAGCUUUUGGUAUCUUUUAAGAGAGCAUGUUAAAUACUUUUCCAAUGAAUCAACGUGUAAACUGGGAUGAAACUACAGGUGCUUGUUUUUUUGCACACAUAAAUACGAAAAUGAAAAUAAAUGAUAGGUUGAAAUGGUUUUGAGGAAACAUAGAGAAGAGGCUUUGGUUCUGCUGUAACAAGUUAUUCAGUCAUGUUAGGAAUUUGUUUGAUAUCUAAUUUACUUGGCAAGAAAAAGAUAUCUGCAGGCACGAACAACCAUCUGUGAAUGUUUUAUCAGUAUCUGAAUGCAUAACACUGUGAACAUGGCUCGUACAUUAUGUGUAUGGUUUUGUAUAUAAAUAAAUCCUGAUAUCUCAAUUACAGAGGCGGAUUCAGGGUUUUUUGUAAUGAAAAGAAGCAAGAAAACUAUAGUUGAUCGCUGUAAACUAAAAUGGUUUCUGAAAUCAGAGUAAGACAACAUGGGCCAGGAGCAAACUAUAAAAUAAUACUGUUUUUUGCUGUUUUUUAUUAGGUCUUAAAUUGGUGACUUCUAUGGCUAAACAUACAAGCUACAUACUUCAUUUAUGGAUCAAGACAGUCUCAGGUUAGGAAAAUGUGCAGUGUUAUUUGUUUGUUAAAAAACAAACUUGUUAAAUGAUUUAAUGAAUCUUGGUGGAUCAGUUUGGGUAAGGACAAAGACGUUUUUGGCACUCCAUCCAUAGCUCGGCUAUCAUUUUUUAUUUAAUUUGUAUGAAAAGCUCUUUGCACUUCAGCCCAAAGCCACUAAACUUGGAUUUGUAGAGGAACAUAUUUUUGGCCUAAAUGUCUUGGUUCAAAUUGGUAACUUUUAACACUGACCCCCCUGUGGCCCCCCUGAAAAUGAAAAGUUUAUGAUUAAACGAUUUAUUGGCUGACGGAAUAGGCGGAACUAACGUUAUUUGUCAUUCUAGUAGUAAAAACUGUAACUAUAAGUAUCUGAAAUAAAUAUGUGUACCAAUAACUGUA